Struthio camelus australis is the source of this 1823-nucleotide messenger RNA. NCBI's taxonomy places the organism in Eukaryota, Metazoa, Chordata, Aves, Struthioniformes, Struthionidae. The record is from RefSeq and is a predicted model, not a curated record.
UGGCCAGGAUGGUGGUGCUGGGGAGCUACUGCGAGGGCAACAGCUCCUUCGCGCAGGCCUGGGUGCAGCAGGGCUUCCAGCCCUGCUUCUUCUUCACGCUGGUGCCGGCCGUGCUGCUGAGCGUCUGCCUGCUGCUGGGCGCCCUGCAGUACGCCUGCUACGUCCGCUUCGGCCGCGCCAUGGAGCCCAAGUACAUCCCCCGCUCGCGCCUCUACCGUGUCCAGGUCCUGCUGUCCCUGCUGCUGGCCCUGCAGCCCCUCGGCGGGCUGCUAGGCCAUUGCACUGUCCUCCUCCUCUUCUGGGCUCUGGCCUUCGCCGCUGAGAACCUGACCUUGGUGUGCUGGAGGAGCCCGCUGUGGUGGUGGGCGCUGGAGGACACCAACCAGAAGGUGCAAUUCAGCCUCUGGCUGCUGCGUUAUGUCUGCACCUUCAUGCUCUUCGUCCUGGGCAUGAAAGCCCCGGGGCUGCCCCACAAGCCCUACAUGCUGCUGGUGAACGAGGAGGAGCGGGACGUGGAGAACAGCCAGCCUCUUCUGUCAGAUGCCAGCAGGACCACGUCCACCUGGAAGGAUUUCCGGAGGAAGCUGCGGCUGCUGGUGCAGUACAUGUGGCCGAGGGGCAACCGCCUGCUGCAGGGGCUGGUGCUGUUCUGCAUGGCGCUGAUGGGGCUGGAGCGGGCCAUCAACGUCUUCGUGCCCAUCUACUACAAGAACAUCGUGAAUGAGCUGACGGAGGGGGCUCCCUGGCACACCCUGGCCUGGACCGUCUGUAUCUACGUGGGCCUGAAGUUCCUGCAGGGUGGAGGUGCCGGUGCCACCGGCUUCGUCAGCAACCUGCGCACCUUCCUGUGGGUCUGGGUGCAGCAGUUCACCAACCGGCAGGUGCAGGUGCAGCUCUUCGCCCACCUGCACGGCCUGUCCCUGCGCUGGCACCUGGGGCGCCGCACCGACGCGCGGGACAACGAGGCCAAGUCCCGGGCUGUGGACUCGCUGCUCAACUUUGAGACGGUGAAGUACUACAAUGCCGAGAGCUACGAGGUGAACCGCUUCAACGACGCCAUCAUCAAGUACCAGAUCUCGGAGUGGAAAGUCAGUGCCUCGCUGGGCCUCCUCAACCAAACCCAGAACCUAGUCAUUGGCCUGGGGCUGCUGGCGGGGUCCCUGCUCUGUGCCUACUUCGUCACUGAAAACAAGCUGCAGGUGGGAGACUAUGUUCUCUUUGGCACCUACAUCAUCCAGCUCUACACACCGCUCAACUGGUUUGGGACUUACUACAGGAUGAUCCAGAACUCCUUCAUCGACAUGGAGAAUAUGUUUGAGCUCUUCCAUGAGGAGCAGGAGGUGAAGGAUGUGGUGAACGCUGGAGACCUGCGCUUGGAGGCCGGGCGGAUCGAGUUUGAGAACGUGCACUUCAGCUACGUGGAUGGGAAGGAAAUCCUGCAGGACGUCUCCUUCUCCGUGAUGCCUGGGCAGACCUUGGCCCUGGUGGGACCUUCGGGCUCGGGGAAGAGCACCAUCAUCCGCCUGCUCUUCCGCUUCUAUGAUGUGCGGGGUGGCUGCAUCCGCAUCGAUGGGCAGGACAUCUCCCAGGUGAAGCAGGCGUCGCUGCGUGCCCACAUCGGGGUGGUGCCCCAGGACACGGUGCUCUUCAACGACACCAUCUCCAACAACAUCCGCUACGGACGGGUCACGGCCACCGACCAGGAGGGGCAAGAAGCCACCCCAGCCACGUCCGCGCUCGACACGGAGACUGAGAGGAACAUCCAGGCUUCCCUGGCCAAGGUCUGCGCCCACCGCACCACCAUCGUCGUUGCACACAGGUAG